Lactuca virosa is the source of this 1383-nucleotide messenger RNA. The record is from the annotation of a GenBank genome assembly. NCBI's taxonomy places the organism in Eukaryota, Viridiplantae, Streptophyta, Magnoliopsida, Asterales, Asteraceae.
AUGUCACUUUGUUUUUGUUACUGGUACUACAUGUUCUGUGUUCAAUCCAUCAGACCGAUGGCACAGCCAAAUGUUACUUUGAUUGCCGAUUUGGAUGUACUUAAAGAUGAUUCGGCUAUCAAAGUCAGAGUGAUAAACCUAUGGAACCUUUUUUCAUUCUAUAACAAGGACGAACUUUUCUCCAUUGAAUUAAUCUUAAUAGAUGAGCAGGGUACUAAGAUCCAAGCAAAUGUAACAAGAAAAAACAUCUAUCGAUUCAAAAACAUUCUAAAAGAUGGCUUGACAUUCUACAUAAAAUGUCCAAGCUUUGCAUCUCAAAGGAUGGGUGGUUUUACUUUAACUCGGCAAGAUCAUAAGCUUAUUUUUGUCCAUGAAAUUGUUGUUACGGAGUGUUAUGACUUUUCUGGACCUACAUUUGGUUUUGAGUUUGUUGAUUACCAAUCUAUUAUCUCAUUGGUCCAUCCUGAAAACAUCGCUAUCGAUGUUAUUGGAUUAGUCGUUGCAUUUGGUGAGAUGGUGCGAGACAAUGAUGAUAAGAAAAAGCACAGACUAAACAUCCAAAUCCAAGAUGCAAAUGGUUUGCAAUUAAGUGUCAAUUUGUGGGGUGAUUUUGCUUACAAGAUGCAACACUUUCUUGAUAACAAUCCACACAAUCUUCGUAUCAUUGUUAUCCUUCAAUUUGCAAAACUUAGUAUUUGGAGAGAUCGUCCCACGGUUAACACCUACUUUUCUGUGUCAAAGCUGUUCAUUAACACGGACAUUGAUGAAAUCAAUGUUUUUAAGAAAAGUUUGGAUGGAGAUGAUCGCCCUGAUUCAUCCACAAAUACAUUGACACGUAUGAAGUCUAAUAAAGUUUCCGAACAUGAUGAUUUCAUGGUUAACUUUCAGUUGAAGACAAUUUCUGAGGUUUCUAUACCCUUGGAGGUGUGUUGCAACUACAAAGCAUUUCGUCCUCCUGGUGCAAACGAUCAACCUAAUGCUGAUGGAUUAACUAAUGGUUAUGAAUGUCAUAAUAAGGACUGCACAAAAACUGAAACUUCAGUUAUUCCGAGAUUUAUGAUUCCGUUACGUGUACAAGACAGUACUGGUACUGUUACCUUAACCAUGUUUGAAAGGGAUGGAAAGUAUCUUUUGAAGAAAUCAGCCAAGGAUCUAUUUAAUAAAACAUUACAGCUUGGCUUUAGUACUGCUUUCUAUCCCGGAGAGAUAAAUGCACUUAAAGGUUUGAAAUUGGCGUUUAAAAUAUCAAACACUUCAAUGUCUCAAAAAGGAACAACCAAUAUAGUUGGUACUUCACAGUCAUUUGAUAUUGGUAAAGCCGAUUUUGAAUCACAAGAUAAUCGGAUUUUGAAGAUGCAAUUUCUAGGACAGACGACAACAUAA